AUGGUCAGUGCUCCGGGCUUUGUCCGCCUCUGUCCUUUACUGAUUACCAGCACCACAGUCGUUCUCCAAGAUGUCGUCGAAUUCAAGUCUCUCCCGUCCGGUCUUCAUAACGUGAAGGAGGAUCUUGUAUAUUUCGUUCAAGAUGAUUACGCCGGUCUCAGUGCCUUUGUCAACCAGCCCGCCGACGAGAGCGAACGGAACGCGCUCAUGCUGGCCGUGGGCGUUUUGGUUCCAUUAAGCCAGGGAAGGCUGGGAAAGGCCUGGAGACAUGCUGCAUGCCUGAAAGAGCUGGCUCGGAAGCUUGCAGACGACUAUCACAAUCACCAACCCCUAGUAGAAUACUGGGAAACCUUUCAGCUACCUAAUAAUCAACACGACUCUCCCCCUGAUUCUCCUUUGACCUCCAUUUCGAGCCUCAAGGCAAAGCAGGCCAUGCGCCCAGACGACUUUCAGCGAGGCCGUGCGAUCAGCGAUGCCACAGCACUGUUGACGGCAACGCAGGUUCUGGCUCCGUUCCAUCCCGCACUUUGCCUACCCGACUUCAAAAAUUCAUUUGGCCCAUUGAUGUUCCCACUGUAUCGAGCAAGCCUAUUGAGAAAGCGUAUCCUUCUUAUUGGAGAUGCGCCCGUCGAGACGUCUUGCAACUUUGUAUAUGAUUUAGCCCUACUAUCCUCGCUUCCGCAAACACUCUUACCGUUCCUCCCAUCGACCGACUCGCCAGCGCUCAGACCUUGGCCAUUGUUCAACGUCGGUGUGCAUGAUUUACCGUACCUAACCUCGUUGUCGCGUAAAACGAGCGCACAAGACACCGCGCAAAACAACUGGAUUGCGUGUACCAGCGAUCGGGUUUUGGGACUAAAACCAGAACUAUACGAUAUCCUAGUCGACCUGCCACCAUCGUAUUCCAAAGAUGCUCCGGAGAAGAUAUACCCCAAGCUUCUAUUCUCUUCGCCUCAUUCAACCCCGAAAGACCAAAAGCAGAUUGGAAUAAAGGCUACUCAACGAGAUAUACGACGAUACUUGACCCUUAGGGGAGGUUUAAACGUCCUACCCCGAGCUGGCGCCGCAGCGGACGACGCGGAAGAUUUCGAUAACUCGUCUACGUUCUCGUCCAACUCGCUCGUUGAGCCACUUUCUUGGCCCCUUUUAGCCUACACGUCAUUUAUCUGGUGGGCUUCAGCAGGAGAAAAGGGGGCUGGCCAGUCCGACGAAGAGAAAGAGCAGGAUGCUAGACUAUUACUUCCAGAUGACGACAGCGUAUAUGCACCGGGCGGCCGUCGUGGCAGUGUCUCUUACCAAGAACCAGAUAGUCGGACGCAAGAAAUAGCACUGAUAACCUAUUUCCGACGCUUGACCACUCAGAUAUUCACCGUCCUUUAUGAUAUCGUACGCCGUCAGGAUCAAGAUGAAACCGAGAGUGCCGAAGAAACAGAUGAAGUGGACACACCCAGCCAUUCUGGCGAUGAAUACCAAGACGAACCCGAAGAGUCGUUGCUCAUCGAUGCCAACCAACAGGACACUGAUCCACUUUUGGACGCUCGGGCAUCUGCGCGAUGCAACGAUGAUGAAAUCGUGCCCAUCACGACGGAGGACAUAACGCGGAUGGGCCUCGACCCAUGGAGCGAAUCAGAUCGGAGGUUUGUUGAGGAGCUGGUGCGUGUGUGGUGGAGUCGGGAAGGCCAAGUGCAAGGGGGAAAGAUCAGGUGUUGUGGUGUGCGGAUUCUUUAA
This is a messenger RNA of Uncinocarpus reesii 1704, 1728 nucleotides long. RefSeq lists its product as uncharacterized. Lineage: Eukaryota; Fungi; Ascomycota; Eurotiomycetes; Onygenales; Onygenaceae. The transcript is spliced from 4 exons. Gene Ontology annotation, cellular component: lipid droplet. The record is from RefSeq and is a predicted model, not a curated record. The coding region runs from base 1 to 1728 and encodes 575 amino acids.